UAGACAAGAGUAUGCCACGCAGACAAGAAUGCUGAUUAGAACGUUAAUUCUGAAUCUGCCUGUCUGUCUCUCUGAAAGCUCUUACUUGUGGGUGCCAAUGGCGGAUCUGAAGUCAACAUUUCUGAAGGUAUACUCCGUCCUGAAAUCGGAGCUCCUUGAAGACUCUGCUUUCGAGUGGACCGAUGAUUCUCGACAAUGGGUCGAGUGGAUGCUGGAUUACAAUGUGCCUGGAGGAAAUUUGAGCAGGGGUUUGGCCUUUAUGGAGAGCUACAAAUUGUUGAAAGAAGGAAUGGAGUUGACUGAAGACGAAAUUUUCCUUGCUAGUGCUCUUGGGUGGUGUAUCGAAUGGCUACAGGCAUGUUCUCUUGUUCUCGAUGACAUUAUGGAUAACUCACACACAAGACGUGGUCAACCUUGCCGGUUCAGAGUGCCAAAGGUUGGUAUGAUUGCAGUAAAUGAUGGGGUUCUACUUCGUAACCAUAUCCCGAGGAUUCUUAGGAAACACUUCAGGGAUAAACCUUACUAUGUAGAUCUGCUUGAUCUAUUUAACGAGGUGGAGUUUCAGACAGCCUCAGGAGAGAUAAUAGAUUUGGUUACUACACUUGAAGGAGAAAAAGAUCUGUCCAAAUACACUUUGCCAGUUUACCACCUCAUUGUACAGUACAAGACUGCCUAUUACUCAUUUUACCUUCCAUUUGCGUGCGCAUUGCUUAUGUUGGGUGAGGAUCUGGAAAAACAUACUGAUGUUAAAAACAUUCUAGUUGAGAUGGGGGUCUACUCUCAAGUACAGGAUGAUUAUUUGGAUUGCUUUGGUGAUCCUGAAACAACUGGCAAGAUAGGAACAGAUAUUGAAGAUUUUAAGUGCUCUUGGUUGCUAGUAAAAGCAUUGGAGUUAAGCAACGAGGAACAAAAGAAAGUAUUAUUUGACAACUAUGGGAAACCAGACCCUGCCAAGGUUACAAAAGUAAAGGCCCUCUACAAAGAGCUUGAUCUUCAGGGUGUAUUUAGUAUUUGCUGAGUUCGAGAGCAAGAGCUACGAGAAGCUGACAACCUCUGUUGAAGCUCAUCCGAGCAAAGCAGUUCAAGCAGUGUGGAACUUAUUCUUGAGUAGAAUACACAAGAGGCAUAAAUAGAGAUAUAUUCAAGAACAGGGAUGAAUGCAGGUUGGAAGUUGCAGAAUAUUCCCAGUCUUUUAUCCUCAUUUCCAUUUAAACAAAUUGUUGUAAAUGAUGUUAUUGUUAUCACUCCCAUUGAUUUAUUUUUCAUUGAAAAAACUUAUAUAAG
Molecule: messenger RNA, 1284 nt
Organism: Alnus glutinosa
Lineage: Eukaryota; Viridiplantae; Streptophyta; Magnoliopsida; Fagales; Betulaceae
Product: farnesyl pyrophosphate synthase 1-like
Exons: 12
Coding region: 29-1018 (329 amino acids)
Biological process (GO): trans, trans-farnesyl diphosphate biosynthetic process
Cellular component (GO): cytoplasm
Molecular function (GO): dimethylallyltranstransferase activity; (2E,6E)-farnesyl diphosphate synthase activity
Source: RefSeq, a predicted model, not a curated record